This is a messenger RNA of Scophthalmus maximus (turbot), 782 nucleotides long. It is a transcript of the gene brk1, whose product is annotated as BRICK1 subunit of SCAR/WAVE actin nucleating complex. Gene Ontology annotation, molecular function: protein-containing complex binding. NCBI's taxonomy places the organism in Eukaryota, Metazoa, Chordata, Actinopteri, Pleuronectiformes, Scophthalmidae. Bases 71 to 298 code for a protein of 75 amino acids. Gene Ontology annotation, cellular component: SCAR complex. The transcript is spliced from 3 exons. Gene Ontology annotation, biological process: cell motility; regulation of actin polymerization or depolymerization; actin filament organization. The record is from RefSeq and is a predicted model, not a curated record.
UGGGUGAGCGCAGGGAUCUAUCCUCGAAUGAACGCUGCGCCGUCGCCGCUUAGCUCGCGACUCGUCCAACAUGGCCGGCCAGGAGGAUCCAGUGCAGAGAGAGAUUCACCAAGACUGGGCGAAUCGAGAGUACAUCGAGGUGAUCACGAGCAGCAUCAAAAAGAUCGCCGACUUCCUGAACUCGUUCGAUAUGUCGUGUCGAUCCCGUCUGGCCACUCUAAAUGAGAAGCUGACAGCGUUGGAGAGGAGGAUUGAAUACAUUGAGGCCAGAGUGACAAAAGGCGAGACCUUGACCUAGACCUCGUCAUAGAAAUGCAUAGCAUCUUAGAUCCCACCUGCCCCCUCACCUCACUUCACCUCACCUCAACUCGCCUCACCCCGGAUCUCAUCGGAAUAAGUGACAUGGAUUCCAUAUUCCUAUUCUGGGGCCACGUUGGACCAUUUUUAUAUUAAAUAUAUGGGUUUUGUGUUGUUUUUAUCUCAUGGUGCAUUUGUACAGAAGAUAUGGGCCUGUCUUGGGCGUCAUUGAUUCAGACAUCAUCAAUGUUACAAAAUGAAAAGAAAGCAUUGUGGAACUUAAUUAUGGAUCUGGUAUCAGCACGAUUUGAUUGACCAUCUGUGUUGUAUCAUUAUCGUAUUGGAGGGUUAUAAAAGAGGAACAUUCUUGUGUGCCAUGUCCAACAAUUAUUUGUGGCGUCAUCUUUAUUAAAGAACCUGCUUGUACAGUGAACUGUUUGGUGAUGUUUCAGAAUUUAAAUACUGUAAUAAAUGAAAAACAAUUA